Haliotis rubra (blacklip abalone) is the source of this 2527-nucleotide messenger RNA. RefSeq names its product von Willebrand factor A domain-containing protein 7-like. The transcript is spliced from 17 exons. The coding region runs from base 46 to 2451 and encodes 801 amino acids. NCBI's taxonomy places the organism in Eukaryota, Metazoa, Mollusca, Gastropoda, Lepetellida, Haliotidae. The record is from RefSeq and is a predicted model, not a curated record.
UGAAAAGUGCCAAGCAGAUAAGGAACAUUUGCCAUAGGGAACACCAUGUUAUUUACCUUGUUGACAGUGUUAACGCUGAUAUCAUGGCCCUGUGCCCGGGGGUUCCUCCCCAACCAGUUCACCCUCCUGUCCUCAGGCUCCGACUACACCCAUCAGGACAUCACGGAGAUCGGCAUCCUGUACGCUGUCGCCGAGUUCUUCGAAAACAACCCCUUGCCUGGCAAGUCCAUAUCUCCUGGGGCGCUUACCGGGAUUAAGGACAUCACAGCCAGGAAGCUCUUCGACAAGUAUUACGGAGGAACUGUAUCUGAGAAGCGGUUCCAGGAGGCCAUCGAUGACAUCGUGAAGGCCAACAACAGAGUGGACCAGGACCACUACUCCGAGUCUGCCUGGCACGUCAACGGGGAGGCCAUCAAAGAAGGUAACGACAAGAUCACGUUGCUACGGGAAACAGCCAUCAAUGUUUUAAACAAGACCAAGACCAAUCCCAACCUCGAUGCUGCUCGAGAGUUGAUUGGUCAGUUUCUACACAUUGUCCAGAUGUUCUACAGCAACACCAACUGGCCGGAACUCAGUGGAAAGGCGGCCUAUGAGUCUCUAGGGAUGCGGGGAAAACCACUCAUGGCCCAGGCACCAUCCGCCAUGGACACGUGUCGCAGCUGUGGCUCUUCUACUGGGAUACCCUGCACAGCCAACAUCAUAGUCCAAGGUCCCCUUCUGACCAGUGGAUACCGGAGUGGACAGGACAGACACAAGCCGGCAAAGGACCCAGCGACGUUCAAGACGGGGAAAUGUAGUCACGGCGGCCCGUAUGACCAGUCUGGUAAAACCAUUGCUGCUAUCGGCGGUAUCAACAAGGACACUAGCGACGCCAAAAUGUCCCCCCACGCCCCGCUUCACGACACCGCCGCUCAGGGGGCGAUCAUGCACACUAGGUUCCUCUUUGGACACCCUGCGUAUGGUCUACAUUCCCUGAUUGGAGAUGAGAACUUUCAGGAACUGUUGCAACUGACGGCUGGAAACUCCAUGGUCUUCGUCAUCGACACCACCGGCUCCAUGGGCGACGACCUUGCCGCCGUCAUAAAAAAGACACAGGAAAUUAUCAAGGAAACACUUGGCACAAUAAACCAACCCUAUAAUUACAUCGUCGUUACCUUUAACGAUCCAGGUAACAAGACGGAUAUAUUUAAAUCCAAGAAUGGAACGGCUGUGAUGAAUUAUCUCUCUAGUCUCUCAGUCCAUGGAGGAGGUGACUGUCCAGAGUUCUCCCUCACAGGUCUACAGGCAGCCGCUACUGUUGCCAACCCUAACUCAAAGGUGUACGUCUUUACCGACGCCUCGCCCAAAGACGCGGCCAAGAUCAACUACGUCACGAGCAUGGUAACAGAAAAGAAGAUCGCAGUGAGCUUCAUUCUCACCGGAGACUGCUCGCGGAGGAAGAGAAACAGUGGUCGUGGCACUGUCCAGUUUAACCCCAAGACACCUGGAUUUGACAUACAGCACAUAACCUCGUCAUAUUCAGCAAGACCAAAUAAGAUUCCUCAGAGGCAGUUGCCUCUCUUGAGCGAAUUCUCCCUCGGAGGCCUCUCAAUAAACAUGUUCCACGUGGACAACACGGUCAAGACGCUACUGAUAGGAAGCAACAACAAUGGGGGCGUGAGAGUGUUUAACCCGUACGGUGAACUGGUUCCUGUCACCCAACACGAAGAAGGCGAACUCAUAGUUGAGGCCCCCAAGCCUGGCAAGUGGGCUGUAAAGAACGACGGCAGUGACGUCGCUGAGGUCAGCAUCUACGGCAACUCGGUGUUAGACAUUAAAGACAACAUGGUCAAAACAAAUGACAACGGACACAGUAUGUUCAUCGAGGGGAAACCGGUAGUAGGUGAAUCUGUGACCCACGCUGUGGCAGUGACGGCAGCUAACGCUGUAUCCUCCAUAGACUCUCUGAUCCUCUAUAACACUGUGGGUGAGGAGAUCGACCGCUGCAGCCUCACACACAGAAAGAAGAGAGGCCACAACUUUGUUGCCAGUAUCGCUGUUCCCGAUCAGCCUUAUCGCAUGGCUAUUGAAGGGCGGGAUAACGACGGGCACCUGUUUCAACGACAGAAGCCUGAUCUAAUUAAGCCUAGCACCCUGUCCCUCAGCGUGGAACGAGUUGUUGGAGAUCUUCAAGUCGGAAGUGAAACACACAUACAUGUGAAGGUCAUCAACAAGGGACGCAACUCUGAAAGAGUGAAACUGGAUGUAGCAGACAGUCUGAAGCUAGCAGUUACUUCAGGCAUCACACUGAAUCUUCAGCCGGGGGAAAACACGAGACGUAAAGUUGUAAUUGCCGCAGGAAGGACUCCCGAUGUGUCAACAACUGUGACGAUAAUGGCGACUGCUAUAGACGCCCCCGAGGACUUCCAGUAUGUCACAAGAACAUUUACCGUGCACUCGUCCACACUAUAGGUUGUCAGUGACUGGUUGUAAUCUGUGCUACAUGUGUAUCUAUACAAACAGGAUUCAAUAAAAGGAUUCGUUUUCA